GGAAGUGCCGCAGGGUAUCGUUCGGCUCUGUUCUGCAGUGCUGCGUAUGUGACAACCCGUGUUUUUAAUCAGCUAAUCAGAAGAAACAGUCUUUAUUGUGUUUUUUUAACUACAUAUACAACGAUACAAAAUGGCCACUGAUUCAGGCUACGGUCAGCAUGGUGGCUCAGAAAGCUAUGGAUCAUAUGGCGGUCAGCAAGGUGGACAGGGUUAUGGACAAGGAAAUGGCAGUGGCUCUUAUGGGGGACAGAGUUAUAGUGGCUAUGGACAGCAAGGUGCAUCACAAGAUAGUUACAGCCAGUCCCAGCCACAGAGCUAUGAUAGUUUCGGGCAAGAUUCAUCUGGGUAUGCCGACAAGUCAUCGUCUUAUGGACAACAGAGUUCUUAUGGCCAGCAUGGUUUCUAUGGCAGCCAGGGACAAGGGGGGGACAGCUAUGGACAGCAAAGCACCUAUGGUGGCCAGGGGCAGGGCAGUGGAUACGGUGGUCAGGGGCAAGGAGGUGGCAGCUAUGGAAGAUGGAGUGAAGGUGAAGGUGGUGGUCAGGGUGGGAGGUUUGGACGUGACCAUGGUGAUCGUUCAGAAGGAGGUGGCUACAGAGGCCGUGGUGGCUAUGACCGUGGAGGUUAUGACCGCGGUGGAUUCGACCGUGGUGGAAGAGGUGGACCUCCUGGUAUGGGAGGUGGUGACCGUGGUGGCUACAAAAAUUACGGUGGCUCUCAAGACUUCGGCUCAAGGGAUGAACAAGGUGGAGAGCAGGACAACUCUGACAACAACACCAUUUUUGUACAGGGACUAGGAGAGGAUGUCACAGUUCAGGAAGUUGGUGACUUCUUCAAACAAAUUGGUAUCAUCAAGGUGAACAAGAAGACUGGCCUGCCAAUGAUCAACAUUUACUCUGACAAGGCCACUGGUCGGCCAAAGGGGGAAGCCACAGUGUCAUUUGAUGACCCACCCUCUGCCAAAGCUGCUAUUGAUUGGUUUGAUGGCAAGGAAUUCAACGGCAAACCUAUCAAGGUAUCAUUUGCCACCCGCAGAGCUGAGUUCACGCAGAGAGGGGGUGGAAGAGGGGGUGGAAGAGGAGGAGGAGGAGGAGGUUUCAGAGGUCGUGGUGGUGGUGGUGGUGGAGGACCCAACUUUGAUGUGAAGGGGGGAGACUGGCCUUGUCCCAACAGCUCCUGUGGCAACAUGAAUUUUGCACGGCGACAGGAGUGUAACAAGUGUGGCGCACCUAAACCAGGAGAUGGAGGAUUUGGAGGUGGAGAUCACGGGGGCAGAGGAAGUUAUGGUGGCGACCGAGGCGGUGGCUUCAGAGGCCGUGGAGGGGGAGGGUUCCGUGGGGGAGACCGUGGCGGCUAUGGAGGAGGUGGUGGAGGAUUCAGAGGUGGCUUCAAGAUGGGUGGAAGAGGUGACCGCAGAGAUGACAGAAGAGACCGGCCUUACUAAGCGUGGUGCGGAUGGAAACCAUUCCAGCCCUUGAUGUCGCUGUGGAGAGAGGUUUUAGCGUGGGAAGGGGAUAGAUCAGGCACUCUGUGUACCUUUUUGUAGCCUGGGCAUCCAAACUAUUACAGUUGAGCUAUGAGGGGAGGAUGUGUGAGCUAAUGUGAAUGACUUUGGACUGAUGGGCACUGCUGGUAUGUGAUCCGUUGUUUUUUUUGUUUUGUUUUUUGUUUAGUUCUUAUUUUUCUUUAAUUUCUUUGUACAUCUUUAUUUUCUUAUUCUAGUUGCAGAUGUUUUGUGAGGUAGACCGCACCAUUUUUUAUGAGCUGAUGAAAUGUUUUACUUGGCUUCUGUUUUUUUUUUCCAAAAUGAUAUUAAAAACUGAUUCUUUCUCCGUG
This is a messenger RNA of Monopterus albus (swamp eel), 1836 nucleotides long. It is a transcript of the gene taf15, whose product is annotated as TAF15 RNA polymerase II, TATA box binding protein (TBP)-associated factor. The transcript has 16 exons. The record is from RefSeq and is a predicted model, not a curated record. Gene Ontology annotation, biological process: regulation of DNA-templated transcription. The coding region runs from base 131 to 1444 and encodes 437 amino acids. Gene Ontology annotation, molecular function: RNA binding. Lineage: Eukaryota; Metazoa; Chordata; Actinopteri; Synbranchiformes; Synbranchidae.